Messenger RNA from Diachasma alloeum, 1973 nucleotides. RefSeq lists its product as uncharacterized. The transcript has 6 exons. The record is from RefSeq and is a predicted model, not a curated record. NCBI's taxonomy places the organism in Eukaryota, Metazoa, Arthropoda, Insecta, Hymenoptera, Braconidae. The coding region runs from base 113 to 1135 and encodes 340 amino acids.
CACCGCGAGGAGGUUCCCUUCUCCCAGUGGAAAGUAUUCUCGUCGCAAGAAACCGGCCUCGACGCGAUCACACUAGACGCCGAGUCACUCUGUUGUCAGUUUCGUUAUAAAGAUGAUCAGGAACAGAUGCAUUAUUCUCAUCAUGAUAUCGAUAUCCGCGAAUUUGUCGGCCGGGCAGCCCCUGCCGGAGGAGCCCGAGGAGCCGGUCAAGGAUCAGGACGAUAAAUCGCUCUUCAACCUGCCCUUCCUGCAGUUCAAGAAUGGGGGAGUUAGGGUGAAUUUCGCUGGGUAUCACGCGGAGGCUGGACUAGGGGGGCUUCUCGGGGGGUCUGGGACUAGGGGAGGACUUUACGCGGGAGUUGGCACACCGUUUGGACCUCAUGCCUCCGCCGACAUCGGCGGAGCCUUGGGGGGAGACAAAGGAGCCGGUGGAUUGAGAGCUCGUGCAGGUCUAGGAAACGGUCUACCCGAGGCCGCAGCGGGUUUGGGUGGUAAUUUAGACGGAUCAAACGGUGGUGGCAACGGUGGUAGACUCUACGCCGGAGCGAGCAACGGAAUAAAGACGCGAAUCGUCACCAAAGACAUUGGAGUCCCUGAUAUUGAUCAGUCGAAUAUCCAAGUAAUUCCAAAGAAGAGCGACGUGAGUCAGGCCCCUGCGGAUUCCAAACCUGAGUUGAUCAGGCGAGAAGCUGCUGCGCAAGAUGACAGUGCUAAUGCAGUGGAGCCUAUUCCGAUCGCAGUCGUGACUGACGCACCUCAAUACGCCUAUCCCACGAGGCGAUGUCGCAGGAAGAGACUCUGUACCAAUUUCGCUAUAAAAAAAUUGACCCAACAGCAAUACCCAGGGAACCUACUCACCCCCGAUCUGGGCCUUGACAAACCUCUUCCAGGACUCGAUGCGGGAAUUGUAGAGAGGAGUGCAGGUCCGGAGGUGCCGGCGGGAGCGGGAGCCUCUGGAGGAGUCGCUACUGACGCCACUGGGUACAAGGGUGUCGCCGUAUCCCCAGGAGCUGCCCCUGGUGGUCCAUCUCCACCUCCACAUGCAGCUAGACGCACCGUAUUUGAUGAUAUUUUCAAUAUUCCCAUUGCAACUCUGACGGCAGUAAACCAGUUGUUGAAUAGCAAACUGGGCUGAUUCAUCAUUGUAAUCAUUGAGGAACAUCUACGCGUCGUUACCGAGACACCAAGGACGCACAAUAAUUUAAUACUCUCCUUUAUGAAAUUUUUAUUCUCUAACUGUAACUGGAACUCGUUCUUUGUCUUGAUUUGAAUUCCACCAUUCUCGAAAUGUCGAACAAUAAUAUGAGAAUUAAAUUGAGAAAUAGAAACAAUAGGCAUUCACCGGAUGAACACAUUUCUUUAAAGCGAAAUCAAUGAAAAAUUUAGUAUUAGAAAUUGCAAUUUGGCGCUUGUCGCAUUGAGGAGAUGUGAUAUUACGCAUGGCAUUUUGUAAUCCCCAGAAAUCGUAAUAAUAAUUUACUGAUUACAAUAGCUGGAAGUCUCUCUGCAUUUGUUCACGUCAAUUGGAAUUAUUCCGAGUAAUGUUCGUCGAACGAUUUGAUACUAGAUACGCGGAAUGGGAGCCUAAUGAGCCGUAACGAUGUCCAAAGUUUGAUUUCCAUGGAAAGACGCCAAUUGUCCAAGUCCUUGAUGCGAGUCAUGACGUACACAACUUAUUGUGCUCUUAUUUAUUUCGCCUCACCGUCGUUAAUCAGCGACUUUUUUUAUUGAGGCAUAAUGUCUAGAAUAGAUACAAGUGCGAGCAUCAAUCAUGUCUGAUAACUCGGCUAUUAACAGACUAUUUUUUCAGGCUAUAGAUUAGUCCUUUGAUAAUUAAAUGAGUUUCUUAUCAACUUUGGGACCUAGUGAAGUCAUCUUUUUGGACAUGUUUUGUCAUGUUUUUAGAAUAGUCGUCUCUAAUCGUAUGAUUGUAUUAAUAUUAAGGUGGAAAUACAUGAAUUUGAAGCAAGAAA